Tachysurus vachellii is the source of this 844-nucleotide messenger RNA. Its product is annotated as apoptosis facilitator Bcl-2-like protein 14. NCBI's taxonomy places the organism in Eukaryota, Metazoa, Chordata, Actinopteri, Siluriformes, Bagridae. The record is from RefSeq and is a predicted model, not a curated record. The coding region runs from base 123 to 758 and encodes 211 amino acids. Gene Ontology annotation, biological process: regulation of apoptotic process. The transcript has 5 exons.
AUGCUGAAAUAACCGACGUUUGAAAGUGAAACGAGAUCAAAGGUCUCCAGCGACAGAAGCAGAAUAUAAACUAUUUCUCUUAAAUUGGUUUAAUGUGAACUUCAGGGUUUCUUAUCGGGAAAAUGGAGACCACGUCAGCUGAUGAUCAGUUCAUUAUCGAAUAUCGGCUUCUGGAGCUUUAUCAUAAAAAAAGAAAGUCAAGAUCGAGCACAAAGCCCACACACCCAGUCUUAAAAAAACCCCUCCAGGAAAGUGCAUCUAAAAGGACACGGAUUCCUGCUUCUGCAAAUACUGAUGCACUUGUACAAGUGGCUGAUAAACUGACUGACAUUGUAGACAAUUUGCCUCCUGCUCAGAAUCAAGUUGUAACAGACAGUGAUCAAGAUGUCAUCCAGAGGCUUGUAGAGAUAUUGAAAGAAUAUGGGGACAAUUUCGAUGAAAAGAUUGCGAAAGAUGCAGAACUUUUAAGCUAUCUCCAAGGCCUCUUCUCCUACAACCUGUUUGAAAAACUGGCCUCAGCCUUCAUUGUCAGCAUGGAGCUUCCAGGCAAGCUGAGAGAAGAGGAUAAUGGUCAGAAAAUGAAAAUUGCUUGGACUUUUGAGAUGACCAGUCGACUGAGUGCCUUGGACCUGCAGCCUAUGAACCGAACAAUGGGAUUUGGGGCUCAAUAUGUUCACCAGAAUUUUACACCAUGGAUUCAGCAACAUGGUGGCUGGGCAAAUGCUUUCAAAAUUGAUGAAGGAGAUGAGGUGCAUUGAAAAGGGACUGGAUCCUUUUCCCAACAGCAAAUGUGUUGUCUGGAACUACCUCCUAAAUAAAAAACCCCAAAUGACACUAAAAAUAA